AUGAUUGCUGCAUCCUCAUUUCUUCCCUCCCGCUUCCGCGGCGAGCAACCGAGCGAUAAGCCAGCUCCUCCGAGCAAGGCGAACAAGACGAUCACACCCAUCUUGCAAUUUGUGUCCAAGAUCGCCUGCCUGCACCCGAUACAUACCAUUGUCAUUGUCGCCCUCAUCGCGAGCACCACAUACGUCGGCGUAGUGAAGCAGAGCCUGCAGGAUGUGACGAGGAACGAACGGAACGCCGAAUGGUCGUCACUGAUCGAAGGGAGCCGCAGCUUACAAACGUCCGCCGACAACUCGUGGAGAUGGCAGAGUUUUGAUUCCAACGCCAAAGUCCCCAAGGACACCGAUCACCUGGCGCUGGUGACUCUGGUAUUCCCCGAAUCCAAUGAAGACGCGCCGAAGACCGCCCCUUUGCACCACAUUGUGCCCUUGCCCCAGAACCUCUCGGCUUCCCAUCUGCCCUCGACCUCCAACUCCCUGACUGCGUAUUCUCAAGAUAGCGCUUUGGCGUUUGCCAUCAAAUACAGCGAGGCCCCCGAAUUUGUCCGAGCGGCGCGAGAGAUCCCCAAUGACGUCCCUGGCCAGGAGGUGCGCGAGAAUGAGGUUGGCAAGAAGGAGGAGAAGAUGUGGAUCAUGAAGGUUGCCAAAGGUCACUCCGGAAGCAGUUUGCUACGUUGGAUUCACAACUCUUGGACCGAGUUUCUUGACCUCAUCAAGAACGCCGAGACCCUUGAUAUCAUCAUCAUGGUCCUCGGCUACCUCUCCAUGCACCUGACCUUCGUCUCGCUCUUCUUAUCCAUGCGGAAACUUGGCUCCAACGUCUGGCUGGCCAUUAGUGUCCUCUUCUCUUCGACCUUUGCCUUCUUGUUCGGUUUGAAUGUCACGACUAAGCUUGGCGUUCCUGUCACCAUGGUCUUGCUGUCUGAAGGCCUGCCGUUUCUUGUCGUGACCAUCGGUUUCGAGAAGAAUAUCGUUCUUACCAAGGCCGUACUGUCACACGCGCUGGAGCACCGUAAACCCGAAGACGACUCCCCUGGAUCAGACAAAUCGGCCAAGAAGCCCACUGCUCUAUCAGCCGGCGUUAUCCAAAAUGCUGUCCAACGCGCAUUAAGAGACAAGGGUUAUGAAAUUGUUCGCGACUAUGUUAUCGAGAUUUUGAUACUAGUUGCCGGCGCUGCUUCUGGCGUACAGGGGGGUCUGCAACAGUUCUGUUUCCUGGCUGCCUGGGUUCUGUUCUUCGACUGCAUCUUGCUGUUCACGUUCUACACCGCCAUUCUCUGCAUCAAGCUGGAGAUCAACCGCAUCAGACGCCAUGUUGAAAUGCGUAGAGCUUUGGAAGAUGAUGGUGUCAGCCACCGAGUUGCCGAGAGCGUCGCUACAAGCAAUGACUGGCCAAGGCAAGGUGGCAAAGAUCGUGUUAGCGAAGCACUCUUCGGGAAGGAUGUCAAGGGGAGCAAUGUUCCCAAGUUCAAGUUUUGGAUGGUCGGUGGCUUCAUCGCUAUCAACAUCGCCAACAUCUUUACCAUCCCCUUUAGGACCACCGGUCUUUCUGGCUUGUCCUCGUGGUCUGGAGGCCUGGGAGGAGUCGUCAGCACGCCUCCCCUGGAUCCAUUCAAGGUUGCUUCCAAUGGACUUGAUGAGAUUCUUUUCAAUGCCAGAAGCCACUCCAAGCCGACGGUUGUCACCGUUCUCACUCCCGUCAAGUACGAACUCGAGUACCCUUCAAUACAUUAUGCAGUUUCUGCUACAGGAAGCGAGAACGGGCAAUCAGACGAGGGCUACUCGCAGCUGGACGGUUAUGGCGUUGGCGGACGAAUGGUGGGCAGCAUCCUGACCAGCUUGGAGGAUCCAAUCCUAUCAAAGUGGAUUGUCAUUGCUUUGGCCAUGAGCGUUGCCUUGAACGGUUACUUGUUCAACGUUGCAAGAUGGGGCAUAAAAGAUCCAAAUGUGCCCGACCAUCGAAUUGAUCCCAACGAGCUCGCGGCAGCCGAAAAAUUCAACGAGACACAAUCUGGGCUCACCACUCCCGCAAUUGGCGAGACUCAGCCCAAGAAGAAGGCGGCACUGCCUCUCACUCCUGCCUCUACUGAUGACGAGAGUGUUCAGUUUCCUCCUCCGAGACCUGUUAGGGCAGUCCAGCAUAUCCCGUCACCUGUAUCCCCUGGUACAGUCAGAAGCCAGGGCGAGCUGGAGCAAAUGCAAAUGCAAAAGCGAGUGCAUGAGAUGAAUGAUGAAGAGGUCAUCUCCAUGUCAUUGAAGGGCAAGAUCCCCGGCUACGCUCUGGAGAAGAGUCUCAAGGAUUGCACUCGCGCCGUAAAGGUCCGGCGGACAAUCAUCUCUAGAACCCGAGCGACAGCUGAAGUAACGGGACUUUUGGAUCGAUCAAAGCUGCCUUACGAGAACUAUAACUGGGAAUUGGUUCUGGGCGCCUGUUGCGAGAACGUCAUAGGCUACAUGCCGCUUCCCGUCGGUGUUGCUGGCCCUCUCGUCAUUGACGGACAGAGUUACUUCAUCCCUAUGGCUACUACUGAGGGUGUCCUUGUCGCGAGUGUCAGCCGUGGCUGUAAAGCGAUCAACUCUGGUGGCGGUGCUGUAACGGUCCUGACUGGUGACGGAAUGACCCGUGGACCUUGCGUGAGCUUCGAGACCCUCGAGCGUGCCGGCGCUGCAAAGCUGUGGCUCGACUCGGAGGAAGGCCAAACCACGAUGAAGAAGGCAUUCAAUUCGACCUCCCGCUUUGCUCGGUUGCAACAGAUGAAGACCGCCAUGGCCGGUACCAACCUGUACAUUCGGUUCAAGACCACAACUGGCGAUGCCAUGGGCAUGAACAUGAUCUCCAAGGGCGUGGAGCAUGCCCUCAAUGUUAUGGCCAACGAAUCUGGAUUUGAAGAUAUGCAAAUCGUCUCCGUAUCGGGUAAUUACUGCAUCGACAAGAAGCCUGCUGCAAUCAACUGGAUCGAUGGUCGCGGCAAGGGUAUUGUCGCUGAAGCUAUCAUCCCCGGCGACAUUGUCAAGGCUGUCCUGAAGAGCGAUGUCGACAGCCUUGUUGAGCUCAAUAUCUCCAAGAACCUGAUCGGCUCCGCCAUGGCAGCCUCAGUAGGAGGGUUCAACGCACAAGCCGCCAACAUUGUCGCCGCCCUGUUCAUUGCUACCGGACAGGAUCCCGCGCAAGUUGUAGAGAGCGCCAACUGUAUCACCAUCAUGAAGAAUCUCCGCGGCUCUCUUCAAAUCUCCGUGUCCAUGCCAUCGAUCGAAGUAGGGACUCUCGGUGGCGGCACCAUCCUGGAACCCCAAGGUGCCAUGCUUGAUAUGCUUGGUGUGCGCGGAUCGCACCCGACCAACCCUGGUGACAAUGCUCGUCGUCUAGCCCGGAUUGUUGGUGCGGCUGUCCUGGCCGGAGAGUUGUCCCUCUGCAGUGCCCUUGCUGCUGGGCAUCUAGUCCAGGCACACAUGACGCACAACCGCUCCCAGCCACCUACUCGCACCACCACGCCAGCCCCCAAUGGUGGUGCAAUGACACCAGUUGGUUUGGCGAUGACAAGCGCUGUCGACAAGGCAGUGAGGAGUUCUGCUGCCGUCGAAAGGGAGGCAGCCGGCAAACGCUGA
Molecule: messenger RNA, 3603 nt
Organism: Anthostomella pinea
Lineage: Eukaryota; Fungi; Ascomycota; Sordariomycetes; Xylariales; Xylariaceae
Source: the annotation of a GenBank genome assembly